Molecule: messenger RNA, 1527 nt
Organism: Sebastes umbrosus (honeycomb rockfish)
Lineage: Eukaryota; Metazoa; Chordata; Actinopteri; Perciformes; Sebastidae
Product: zinc transporter ZIP11-like
Exons: 10
Coding region: 148-1170 (340 amino acids)
Biological process (GO): zinc ion transmembrane transport
Cellular component (GO): membrane
Molecular function (GO): zinc ion transmembrane transporter activity
Source: RefSeq, a predicted model, not a curated record
ACAUCAACUUAGGGCAAAUUUAAUCUAUGCCGAAUGAAAGAAUGCUGUGUCAUAAUACCGCAAAUAGAUUUUGUGUGAAAUAAAACAUCGUUAUUUUGUAAUAUCAGACGAGAAAGCAUUUAAAGUCUCAUUUACAGGUCUGGCACCAUGCUGGAAGGCUACAGCCCUGUGACCCAGGCCCUGCUGGGGACUCUGUUCACCUGGGGUCUGACUGCUGCCGGUGCAGCCCUGGUGUUUGUCUUCUCAAGCCGUCAGAAGCGUAUCUUGGAUGGAAGUCUAGGCUUUGCAGCUGGGGUAAUGCUUGCUGCUUCCUAUUGGUCACUGCUGGCACCGGCGAUCGGCAUGGCGGAGGAUUCCGGGAAGUAUGGCUCAUUUGCUUUCGUGCCCGUGGCUGUGGGAUUCACACUCGGGGCGGCCUUCGUUUACUUUGCUGACCUGGCCAUGCCUCUGCUGGGUGUAGGUGCCGACCCCCACAUCGCCCUGGCUCUUCCCCCCGAAUCCAAGCAGGCCAAAGAGAAAACAGACGAUCCCUCGUUCCAACCCUUGGACUCUGAUGAGAUGACCAUCAGGAUAGGUAGAGCUGGACAUCUCUCAGAUAAAAUGGACAAUGGAGAUGUGUACCAGAGGAGGAGAGGACCUCAUCCGGCCAGCUCAGAUGGACAAGAAACAGGAAGUAAACAGCAGGAUGGGGUUGGACAGACGGCGAGCAGCUGGCGACGAAUUGUUCUCCUCAUCCUUGCCAUCACCAUCCACAACAUUCCAGAGGGUUUGGCUGUGGGCGUUGGAUUCGGAGCCAUUGGAAAGACUUCAUCUGCUACCUUUGAAAGCGCCAGAAAUUUGGCCAUUGGUAUUGGCAUCCAGAAUUUCCCAGAAGGCUUGGCAGUGAGCCUGCCGCUCCGGGGUUCAGGAAUGUCAACAUGGAGAGCCUUCUGGUAUGGCCAGCUAAGCGGCAUGGUAGAGCCUAUUGCUGGGUUGCUAGGCGCCUUCGCUGUCGUCUUGGCAGAACCUUUGCUGCCGUAUGCGUUGGCGUUUGCUGCCGGGGCAAUGGUUUACGUGGUGGUGGAUGACAUCAUACCCGAGGCUCAAGUCAGUGGAAACGGGAAGCUGGCAUCCUGGACCUCCAUCCUGGGCUUCGUAGUGAUGAUGUCACUGGACGUCGGGCUGGGCUGAACUCACCGUGACAACUGGCGCCAUGUCAACAGAACACUCAAUGGCCAUGAUGUCAUCACUGUGCUGCUGACCUCGGUUUUUAAAAAAGGGGACCAAAUGAAGUGUUUUUAUCGUGAAACGCUGUUUAUCCGUUUUGUUUGAAUUGUUGCUACUUGAAAUUCAGCAGUGAGAACAGAAACACAGAGCUAUUUUGUAAAACAAGUAGUGAGGAUGACUGUACUUGAAAAGAUCUCUUUAAUGUGUUUUUUGUUUUCAUGUGUCACUUUUUUACAAAUGGAAGACAUUUAAUUUAGGAAUGCAUUUACAAAUAUUUAAUGAAUGUUCAGUAACACUUUAUAAAAAACAUUUAUAAAUGGU